UUAUUUUACUCAUUCUCUUUUUAUCAUCCUCAAAUCAUGCAUAACAAGUCAAUGACCUCCUAUUUCUCAGUUUAGUUACUCAAAAAGUCAGUGAAUUUGUUACCAUAAAACAAGAAAUGAGCAAAAGUGGGACAAACCAGGCUUGUGCUAGGUGCAGAUAUCAGAGGAGAAAGUGUACUUCAGAAUGUGUGCUUGCUCCGUUUUUUCCAGCUGACCAACCAACGAUUUUCCAGAAUGCACAUAAACUAUUCGGAGUUGGCAAUAUUUUGAAAAUUCUCAAGGACCUCGACGAGACUCAGAAGACGGAGGCGAUGAAAUCCAUUAUCUAUGAGGCUAAUAUUCGCGAAAAAUUUCCUGUGCAUGGUUGUUUAGGUGUAGUAAUGCAGUAUCAGUACCAGAUUCAGCAGAUGCAGGAAGAACUGCAAAUUGUUUUAUCACAACUUGCUUUCUGGAAACAGCGAUUACCACGAGAUGAUCCAUCACAAGUUCUGUCAGGCUUGUCAGUGACACCAGUACCUCAAAAUGCAGUUGAUUUUUAUGAAACUCAAUGUAUCAAUCAUGUGACAUUGCCAAUUGCUUCUGAUCCUCUGUUCUUUGGUAGUGGCAAUGUGAGUCAUGAUCAUGUACAUGGCGCUGGUCCUUAUAAUGGUAGCUAUAAUGUAGUCGAUUCCUUGAGGAUCCAAACGGAUGACAACCAAAUGGUGCAAAACCAAUUGCAAGCACUGAAUGUUCAGCAAGAUGUGGUGGAUGAAGAUUAUGAAUUUAUUGAUGCUAUUGAUGACAGACAAUCCUUGGUUGAUUCAAAGGAAACCGGUCAAUUGAGUUUGGACUCACGCGUGAAAGAUUCUAGGAGUCUGUUGGGCACAUUGGUGUGA
This is a messenger RNA of Daucus carota subsp. sativus, 875 nucleotides long. Its product is annotated as LOB domain-containing protein 27. Bases 117 to 875 code for a protein of 252 amino acids. The record is from RefSeq and is a predicted model, not a curated record. The transcript has 2 exons. NCBI's taxonomy places the organism in Eukaryota, Viridiplantae, Streptophyta, Magnoliopsida, Apiales, Apiaceae.